Messenger RNA from Oryza brachyantha (malo sina), 1012 nucleotides. Its product is annotated as peptidyl-prolyl cis-trans isomerase CYP21-1. Gene Ontology annotation, biological process: protein folding; protein peptidyl-prolyl isomerization. Bases 183 to 830 code for a protein of 215 amino acids. Gene Ontology annotation, molecular function: peptidyl-prolyl cis-trans isomerase activity. NCBI's taxonomy places the organism in Eukaryota, Viridiplantae, Streptophyta, Magnoliopsida, Poales, Poaceae. The transcript has 7 exons. Gene Ontology annotation, cellular component: intracellular membrane-bounded organelle. The record is from RefSeq and is a predicted model, not a curated record.
CGAAGCCGAAGCCCAUUUCCACGGGAGCGGAGCGGAGGGCGUCCGCUUCGUCGCCGAUCUCCUCUCCGCCGGCGAAUCGCCCCCAAAUCGGCGGCGGCUGCUCUCGCGUGCUGCGGAUUCCCCGCCGCGGUCGCCGCAAAUUGAUGCGGUAGAAGAAGUUCCUGCUAACCUCCCGGUUCGCGAUGCUGCGGAAGGUGGCCGUUGCCUUCCUCGCCUCCGCCGCCCUCUACGUCGCCUUCUCCGCCUACUCCCGCCGCGAGAGUCUUGCGGAGGUUCAGUUACCUGUGGUUACUAACAGGGUUUACUUGGAUGUGGAAAUUGAUGGGCAACAUAUAGGUAGAAUUGUCAUUGGCCUUUAUGGAGAUGAUGUACCAAAAACAGUUGAAAAUUUUAGGGCUCUUUGUACAGGUGAAAAGGGCAUUGGGUCCAAUGGUAAAUCUCUUCACUAUAAAGGAACAACAUUUCAUCGUAUCAUCCCAGGUUUUAUGAUUCAGGGUGGGGAUAUAGUUAGAGGUGAUGGAAAAGGAAGCGAGUCUAUAUAUGGGGGCACCUUCCCAGAUGAGAACUUCAUUGUAAAACACACACACCCAGGGGUUAUUGCUAUGGCAAACUCUGGACCUGAUUCUAAUGGAUCUCAGUUUUACAUUACCACAAUCAAGACAAGCUGGUUGGAUCGGGAGCAUGUUGUGUUUGGCAGGGUAAUUCAGGGAAUGGAUUACGUUUACGCCAUUGAGGGGGGCGCUGGCACUUACAAUGGCAAGCCAAGGAAGAAGGUUGUAAUCACCGACUCUGGUGAGAUACCAAAGGAGAAAUGGGCCGAAGAGAUAUAGGCCAUUCGAUACUUUGGUCCAAGGAGAAUGGCUCGAAGAAAUAUUUGGUACCUCAUUUUGUGCUGUACUUUUUGGGUAGCACAACAAUUUUCCACCACAUGCUGUUUUCACCUGUCUCCAUGUGCCACAGGUAAGGUUGUACAUUGUACUUGGUUCAUUAUCAAUCGAAUCCCACUUGCUGA